CAGGGCGUGGAUGAGAGUGUUGACAACUCAUAAGGAAAUCCCCUCAUGACUGUUUACGAGGUCCACACAUAAUCGCCUCUAGCUGCUGCUAAGCUCACAUAGAGACUGGUCAGACUAUCAUCAUUAUUGCCAAAAGGGCACUCUCGAGCCCCAUAAGUCCGAUCUCACCAGCUAUUCUUAAAUCACAGCUCUCAUUGUCGAUCAUUUCAAAACGCGUCAGAUAUUAUAUUCGGCGCAGCUUGGGUUGGUGGAUUCGGUGCCCUUUUAGUCCUCUUAUUUCAGUGCUGGACACUGUUGGCCUUGCACGUAUAGACGUGCGCCCUCAUAUUCUGUCCCUAUGAUCCCCGGUUCACCCCGACCCAAACCUCUUGGAUCAUAUGGCGCGCCAAUAGGUCUAGGUCAUCCACCUAUCCAUCGGGGAGGAGGAAGGAGAUCAGGUCUGAAGAGUCGUGCGACUCAAUUGUUAGCUUUGAGAUUCGGCUGGGUGGUAUUGGUCGUGUGGUUCGAGAUUGGCGAAUUCUUCCAUUCCCUAUCGACGUGCAAAUUCCCCGACUCCCAACUAAGUCCCUCUCGUCGAUCGCGGUCGAGCAACGCUCUGAACCCUCUUCCUACCCAUAUCGUCCUCCUCGCCGAUCCUCAUGUCCCACAUCCUCGAUUGUCUUAUCAUCCCGACAGCAGAAGAUGGGUGAACAGAUUUCGGCAGGCUCUGGAUGAGCUGUUCAUGAGGAAGAGCUGGAACGUCGUGAUGCGUCUGGGCAGGGUAGACGGAGUUAUCGUCCUGGGUGAUAUGUUGGAUUGGGGCAGAGGGAACAUGUCGGAUCAGGAAUACGAGGAAUACGUCAAGCUGUACAGAUCCAUUUUCACGCUCCCUCCCGAUACACCAAUGUACUUCAUUCCAGGGAAUCACGAUAUUCCACUCGGUCCAGGGAACAAGCUAUUCUCCACCUCUGCCCGCGAACGAUAUGCCAAAUACUUUUCGCCCCCCAAUUCCAUCCUGGAAGUGGCCAAUCACACGUUGAUCCUCCUCGACGCUGUAGGCUUGGUAGAGGAGGAUUAUAGACGGUAUGCUGCGGAAAUGCAGUUUGGCGAAUGGGAUGGCGUCGAAGGCGGAGUCAUCGAGUUUGUCAAAACGUUAGGCGAGACGCCCCCCAUUGGACCCAAGAUACUCUUGUCUCAUAUUCCCCUCGCCCGACCGGAGAAAGCCAGCUGUGGACCUUUGAGAGAACACGGACGCAUAGCCAAAGGAGCUGGACCUGGGUACCAGAACUUGCUAGGUAGGGAAACAUCUCAAUUCUUGCUAGAGGAACUGCAGCCGAGUCUGGUAUUGAGUGGUGACGACCAUGAUUACUGCGACUUUACCCACCAGCCUUUUGGUAUCCGAGAAGUGACUGUUAAAUCUUUCUCCUCUACCUCUGGAAUCCGCCGUCCGGGGUUUCAGGUCCUGUCCCUGAUCCCGCCUUCUCCCUCCAGCCCAUAUACCGAGCAAGUAACCAUUGCCGAUCGGCCAUGUUUCCUCCCGGAUCAAGGUGGUGUUUAUGGCCGCGUCUACCUUCCCCUCGCCAUUUUGACGGUUUGUUAUCUGAUAGGAUCGAAUUUUUGGGCAGCUUGGGAGAGGUGGAAUGCCAGCGGACACACCGUCUAUGGUGACCUCAAGGCCAGAUUGAGCCCGGCCUUGAUGAGUUCAGAUCAACUCCAAUCUCAACAAUUAUCUCGACGUGUAUCUGACAGGCCGAGCCCGCUCGCGCUGUCAAGGCGAUCGUCCCGAGACGCAGGCCUUCCUCCUGCUUACGGUUCUCCAAAUCAACGUGGAUCCUUCUCACGUUCUGCGCCGGUGUCCCCGUCUUCUUCGCCUCGCCUCACGCCUCGAUUUCACGGUCAUACACGGGAUGAUGACGAGGAGAGUUCAAUCUACGAUGUUUCUGGGAGUGGGACCUUGUCCAGAUCGCCAUCUUAUGGUCAAGCUCGUUUCCCUUCUGACCCGUACCUCACCCCAGCGCUCAGCUCCAAUGGAUUCACAGCCGAGCCAUCAUCCUACUUCUUACCUUUACCAGACGAAUCCAGCGGCAGACCCAACGGCGUAGGAUUAGGUCUCUCCCCUUCCCUUUAUCCCCUAUCUCCAGCGUUCAGUCACACACCAACUGAAAGGAGAUCGAUCAAACGAUCGUCCUCCGCCAACUUUUCAAUCUAUCCUUCGUCCAAAGCCCCCAUUAGCCAAUUAUCAAGAUUGAUACCGUCUGCGUUCGACAUUUCCGCGGCAGCAAAGGCCAAAGAAAAGUCAGUCUUGGGAUACAUGGUUGACAGUCUACCCCUUGGAUCAGGGUUCAGUCCUCGCCGUGGGGACAAGCUAGGAGCGGUCAAGGGCUUUGUCAAAGUCGCUAUCAAGUCUCGGACAGGUUUGAUCGGUAAAAGCUUGAACGAGGUCUUGGCCGUUGCUUGGCCUACGGCGUUGGUUUGGCUGAUUGUCAAUGUCUUAUUCUUUUUGGGGUAGAUCGGGACCGUAGACGAUCAUAUGGGUAGAUAGAUCAAAAGGACAUUAGAGCUCACAUGACAUGUCUUUACAUGAUCAUAAUGCAAUGCAUUUUUGCGCGGACGUUUGUCGAGAGUUUCAGAAACGAGACUGAUGGAGUGUCAGUCAUAGAGAUCAGGCCCGUCUCUGGUCAGUUUAGAGCCAGCGUGAGUUGCGCUCUAACGUACAUACAUGCCAGAUACGCCGCAAUCCAUCCCGCGAGCUCAAUAAGCGCAGGACCAAGGUGAUCGCUAUCCUCUCUUGAACUGCCCUCCUUGCUGUA
This is a messenger RNA of Kockovaella imperatae, 2789 nucleotides long. Its product is annotated as Metallo-dependent phosphatase-like protein. Gene Ontology annotation, cellular component: endoplasmic reticulum. The record is from RefSeq and is a predicted model, not a curated record. Bases 338 to 2488 code for a protein of 716 amino acids. Gene Ontology annotation, biological process: GPI anchor biosynthetic process. Gene Ontology annotation, molecular function: hydrolase activity. NCBI's taxonomy places the organism in Eukaryota, Fungi, Basidiomycota, Tremellomycetes, Tremellales, Cuniculitremaceae. The transcript has 6 exons.